This is a messenger RNA of Dermatophagoides farinae (American house dust mite), 1562 nucleotides long. RefSeq names its product calreticulin (gene Calr). Lineage: Eukaryota; Metazoa; Arthropoda; Arachnida; Sarcoptiformes; Pyroglyphidae. The record is from RefSeq and is a predicted model, not a curated record. Gene Ontology annotation, cellular component: endoplasmic reticulum membrane; endoplasmic reticulum. Gene Ontology annotation, biological process: protein folding; ERAD pathway. Gene Ontology annotation, molecular function: calcium ion binding.
UUUCAUUUCAUCAAAAAGUCAUUUUUUUUUUUUUUUCAUUCAUCGAACUUAUCCAUUGUGUGUGUGUGUGUGACUGGUUUCAAUUACAAUUUUAAGAAUGAAAAUUUUUGUUAUACUUGCGUUACUGGGUUUUAGUCAAACUAUUCUGGCUAAAAUCUAUUUCCGUGAAGAUUUUGCCGAAUCUGAUUGGUCAAAACGAUGGAUACAAUCCAAACAUCCGAAUAAAGAAUUUGGUGAAUUUAAAUGGACGUCUGGUAAAUUUUAUGGUGAUGUCGAUAAAGAUAAAGGUAUUCAAACGUCUGAAGAUGCCCGUUUCUAUGCCCUUUCAUCGAAAUUUGAAGAUGAAGCCUUUUCAAAUGAAGGCAAAGAUUUGGUGAUUCAAUAUUCAGUCAAACAUGAACAAAAUAUUGAUUGUGGUGGUGGCUAUAUCAAACUAUUCGAUUGUGGUCUUGAUCAGACUGAUUUACAUGGUGAAUCACCUUAUCGAAUUAUGUUUGGCCCAGAUAUCUGUGGACCAGGAACGAAAAAAGUUCAUGUGAUAUUCAAUUAUGAUGGUAAAAAUCAUUUGAUCAACAAAGAAAUUCGAUGCAAAGAUGAUGUACAUACACAUUUGUAUCGAUUGGUUGUCAAACCUGAUAACACCUAUAAAGUAUUGAUCGAUGGUGAAGUUGUAGAAAAAGGUGAAUUAGAAUCUGAUUGGAAUUUCUUGCCACCAAAAACAAUUAAAGAUCCUGAUGCCAAAAAACCAGAAGAUUGGGAUGAUCGUCCAAAAAUUGAUGAUCCAGAAGACAAAAAACCCGAAGAUUGGGAUAAGCCAGAAUUCAUUCCAGAUCCUGAGGCGACUAAACCAGAAGAUUGGGAUGAUGAAAUGGAUGGUGAAUGGGAACCACCACAGAUCAAUAACCCAGAAUACAAAGGUGAAUGGAAACCGAAACAAAUUGAUAAUCCAAGCUAUAAAGGACCAUGGGUUCAUCCGGAAAUUCCAAACCCCGAAUACAAAGCUGAUCCACAAUUGUAUUUGCAGAAAGAAAUUUGUGCCGCUGGUUUUGAUUUAUGGCAAGUUAAAUCUGGCACCAUUUUCGAUAAUGUCCUUAUUACUGAUUCUGAAGCCGAAGCUGAUGAAGUUGCCGAAGAUCUUUUGAAAACAAGAAUGUCAGCCGAAAAGAAAAUGAAAGAAGAACAAGAUGCUGAAGAGGAAAAGAAACGAAAAGAAGAGGAUGAAGCUAAAAAAGCUGAAGAAGUUGAUAAAGAAUUGGAUAAAGAUGAAGAUAAUGAUCUUGACGAUGAUGAUGAUGGUGAUAAAGAUAAAGCCGAUGAAAAGCAUGAUGAAUUGUAAAAAAAAAUUUCAACAACAAACGCACUGUUCGAGCGGUAUUUACAUCCUUUUUUUCAUUUUGUUGUUUCACACGCUCAGAUCUAAAUUUUUUUUUCUCUCCAGUCAUUCGUAUUAUCUGCAAAUACACUUUCUCAUAACUCUUCCGCUAUAAAUUUUAUAAUAUAAAAUAUAUUCGAGUCAUUUUUUUUCUGAAAAACAAUAUAUAUUCUAAUUUAUAUACGCUGAA